This is a messenger RNA of Aegilops tauschii subsp. strangulata, 852 nucleotides long. Lineage: Eukaryota; Viridiplantae; Streptophyta; Magnoliopsida; Poales; Poaceae. The record is from RefSeq and is a predicted model, not a curated record.
AUGUUCCACCACCUCCCGACCCCCCACGACCCAUCCCGCGCGGCCGCCGGCCUCCCACUCUCCGGCGAACUGCCUCCCCUCCGCCGCCCAUUGCAUCCGGCAACCGGCGCCGCCCCUGGCCACGCGCAGAGACCGCUCGCCUCUUCCCGACCACGCCCUCAGGAGGAGGUCCUCCCGAACCCCCAACCGCUGCAGGCCUUCCCCGAACCCCCCGCCGGAUCCGUCGCGCGCCGCCCUCCCUGGAACCCCCGCCGCGUGCAACCUCCCCCGCUGCUAGCGCGCCUCCUUCCCCGCUGCCGGUGCGCUUCCUCCCCAAUCACUGGCGCGCCUCCUCCCCCGCUGUUGGUUCUUCCUCCUUCAUUAGCGCCGACCGCCGACGUGCCCCGCCCUCCGUCCGCCGACGCCGGGGACCCAGCCGUAGACCUCGCCACCACAGCCCCUAUUGCUCCUUCGUCGACCAGGACCCCUGUCGCCGCUCGAUUUAUCCACCUCUGCCCGAUUUCUCGCUGCUCUCCACCACAGCAGCUCUCAGGCCAUUCGACGCUGCCAAAUCCGGCCGUUCAACGAUGCAGCACCAAGACGUUCCGCACCUUAGCCACCGGCAUCCUGACGGGCCCAAUCCCCGUUGGUGCACCAUCCCGCGCGACGCCCGUCCUCCUGCGCUUUGGCUGGUGCAGCUUCCAGUGCCCAUGCGGCUCCUGCGCCGUCCAACUACGGCCGUCGCGCAGUCCAACCUCGUCUUAUACUGCAGGUUGUCCGUCGCUCGCGUGGAGCAAGGGCGUGUGUGAUGUGUGCGGUCGUGCGUGCUACCUGCAUCUGUCGUUUAGGAUGCAGGCAAAGCACUCUUUUUGA